Molecule: messenger RNA, 3237 nt
Organism: Nomascus leucogenys (northern white-cheeked gibbon)
Lineage: Eukaryota; Metazoa; Chordata; Mammalia; Primates; Hylobatidae
Gene: PDE1B
Product: phosphodiesterase 1B
Biological process (GO): signal transduction
Molecular function (GO): 3',5'-cyclic-nucleotide phosphodiesterase activity
Source: RefSeq, a predicted model, not a curated record
GGCCGGGGGAGGAGGAGAGAGGCGAGGAGGCGGCUCUGGCAGCGCGCGGCGGCGGCGGCGGUAGCGGCAGCAGCAGCGGCGGUGCGGAGAGCUUGGACUGGGAGCCCAAAGCUCGGCUGGGCAGCGGGAGAGGAGGAGCCGCAGGAGCUGCAGCUCUGCCAGCUUGGGCCGAGCCUAGAGACACCGGCCUGGCUGGUCCACGCCAGCCGCAGACCGUGGCUGAGCAUGGAGCUGUCCCCCCGCAGUCCUCCGGAGAUGCUGGAGGAGUCGGAUUGCCCGUCACCCCUGGAGCUGAAGUCAGCCCCCAGCAAGAAGAUGUGGAUUAAGCUUCGGUCUCUACUGCGCUACAUGGUGAAGCAGUUGGAGAAUGGGGAGAUAAACAUUGAGGAGCUGAAGAAAAAUCUGGAGUACACAGCUUCUCUGCUGGAAGCCGUCUACAUAGAUGAGACACGGCAAAUCUUGGACACGGAGGACGAGCUGCAGGAGCUGCGGUCAGAUGCGGUGCCUUCGGAGGUGCGGGACUGGCUGGCCUCCACCUUCACCCAGCAGGCCCGGGCCAAAGGCCGCCGAGCAGAGGAGAAGCCCAAGUUCCGAAGCAUUGUGCACGCUGUGCAGGCUGGGAUCUUCGUGGAACGGAUGUUCCGGAGAACAUACACCUCUGUGGGCCCCACUUACUCUACUGCGGUUCUCAACUGUCUCAAGAACCUGGAUCUCUGGUGCUUUGAUGUCUUUUCCUUGAACCGGGCAGCAGAUGACCAUGCCCUGAGGACCAUUGUUUUUGAGUUGCUGACUCGGCAUAACCUCAUCAGCCGCUUCAAGAUUCCCACUGUGUUUUUGAUGAGUUUCCUGGAUGCCUUGGAGACAGGCUACGGGAAGUACAAGAAUCCUUACCACAACCAGAUCCACGCAGCCGAUGUUACCCAGACAGUCCAUUGCUUCUUGCUCCGCACAGGGAUGGUGCACUGCCUGUCGGAGAUUGAGCUCCUGGCCAUCAUCUUUGCUGCAGCUAUCCAUGAUUAUGAGCACACGGGCACUACCAACAGCUUCCACAUCCAGACCAAGUCGGAAUGUGCCAUCCUGUACAAUGAUCGUUCAGUGCUGGAGAAUCACCACAUCAGCUCUGUUUUCCGAUUGAUGCAGGAUGAUGAGAUGAACAUUUUCAUCAACCUCACCAAGGAUGAGUUUGUAGAGCUCCGGGCCCUGGUCAUUGAGAUGGUGUUGGCCACAGACAUGUCCUGCCACUUCCAGCAAGUGAAGACCAUGAAGACAGCCUUGCAACAGCUGGAGAGGAUUGACAAGCCCAAGGCCCUGUCUCUACUGCUCCAUGCUGCUGACAUCAGCCACCCAACCAAGCAGUGGUUGGUCCACAGCCGUUGGACCAAGGCCCUCAUGGAGGAAUUCUUCCGUCAGGGUGACAAGGAGGCAGAGUUGGGCCUGCCCUUUUCUCCACUCUGUGACCGCACUUCCACUCUAGUGGCACAGUCUCAGAUAGGGUUCAUCGACUUCAUUGUGGAGCCCACAUUCUCUGUGCUGACUGACGUGGCAGAGAAGAGUGUUCAGCCCCUGGCGGAUGAGGACUCCAAGUCUAAAAACCAGCCCAGCUUUCAGUGGCGCCAACCCUCUCUGGAUGUGGAAGUGGGAGACCCCAACCCUGAUGUGGUCAGCUUUCGUUCCACCUGGGUCAAGCGUAUUCAGGAGAACAAGCAGAAAUGGAAGGAACGGGCGGCAAGUGGCAUCACCAACCAGAUGUCCAUUGACGAGCUGUCCCCCUGUGAAGAAGAGGCCCCCCCAUCCUCUGCCGAAGAUGAACACAACCAAAAUGGGAAUCUGGAUUAGCCCUGGGGCUGGCCCAGGUCUUCAUUGAGUCCAAAGUGUUUGAUGUCAUCAGCACCAUCCAUCAGGACUGGCUCCCCCAUCUGCUCCAAGGGAGCGUGGUCGUGGAAGAAACAACCCACCUGAAGGCCAAAUGCCAGAGAUUUGGGGUUGGGGAAGGGCCCCUCCCCACCUGACACCCAUUGGGGUGCACUUUAAUGUCCCGGCAGCAAGACUGGGGAACUUCAGGCUCCCAGUGGUCACUGUGCCCAUCCCUCAGCCUCUGGAUUCUCUUCAUGGCCAGGUGGCUGCCAGGGAGCGGGGAGCUUCCUGGAGGCUUCCCAGGGCCUUGGGGAAGGGUCAGAGAUGCCAGCCCCCUGGGACCUCCCCCAUCCUUUUUGCCUCCAAGUUUCUAAGCAAUACAUUUUGGGGGUUCCCUCGGCCCCCCACCCCAGAUCUUAGCUGGCAGGUCUGGGUCCCCCUUUUCCUCCCCUGGGAAGGGCUGGAGUAGGAUAGAAAGCUGGGGGUUUUCAGAGCCCUAUGUGUGGGGAGGGGAGUGGGUUCCUCCAGGGUAUGGUACCUUUCUAGGACCUGGGAAUGGGGUGGGUAGGACAUCCUCUUCACCCCAGAAUUGCGCUGCUUCAGCCCCAUCUCCAGCCUGAUCCUCUGCAAUCUUCCUUCUCUCCCUUUCUGAUAGAGUGACUGGGGAAAAAGGAGCCAUUGUGACCAGGGGCUGCGGGAGGCCUUUCCUGGGACCUUCCUUGGGACUGGUCUGGGCCCCUGGGGCUUGUCGCCUGCCCUGGCUGAGUCCCGAGCCCUUUGCUUCCUUCCUCUCCCCUGGGGCUGGGAGGCUUCAUCCGACCAAUGUCUGUAAAGUGCUUUGAGGAUCUCCCCAGCAAAGCACCUUCAGAAUGUAUCGACACCAGCUGGGUUAGGGUCAAGGGUGCCUGGGGAGGGUGAGUAAUCCUGCGUUGCUAAAAGAGAGGAUCUGUCCCCUCCCGUCCACGUCCCAGAGCUGGCCCAGCUGCAGGCACUAAGAAGCUCCUCCCCUGAGACAAGUGAGGGGUAGUGGGUGAAAGGCAGAUGGACGAGGGGCUCAGGGCUGCUGCCUUCCUGUCCUCUGGAGAGAACCCAGCCAGGCGCGGUGCCCCUUCCUCUCCUCAGGCUCCUCCUUGCCCCCACCUUGCCCCAGGAAAGGCCAAAGUCCAGGUGACUGCCCUCCUUCUUUCUUGUAAAUACCAACCAUGCAUUUGUACAGUGGGCCCUGUUCAUGCGAAAUCCACAUCCAUGGUCUCCUAGACCUGCUACCCUGGUACUUCCACCCUACCCCACCCCGAGUAGGGCAGAGACGCAUGUGACUCACCCCUGCCCUUGGUCUCCCAGACCCCUGCUAUAGCCAGAGAACAAUAAAGAAGGGAGACCAGG